AUGGGGCAGAGUAAAGUCUGCUCCCCAAAAGCACUCGUGGGUUUGUCUCUUUCAGGCCCUGGGUCUGACCACACACUCAGGAAAUGUGCUUACCGUCGAGUCUUAGUCCCAGCCGCAGUCACAGUUGUUACGUUGAUCAUCAUUAUCGCUGUUCUAGCAGAACUUUUAAGAGUGGAAAAAUCCAAAGCACCUCUUGCUGCUCCAGACCCCCCUGCAGUGCCCUGCUGCCCGGACGGCUGGAUCGGGUACCGAGGGAAAUGCUACUAUUUCUCAGAGACUGACGGGAACUGGACCUACAGCCAGAGCCAGUGCUCUGCACUCAAUGCCUCCCUGGCUGGGAUCGACAGUGAGCAGGAAAAGGAUUUCCUGCUGCGCUAUAAGGGCUUCCUCGACCGUUGGAUCGGCCUCCAGAGGAAGCUAGGCCAGCCCUGGAGAUGGCCCAAUGGCACCGAAUUCGACAAUCGGUUUCAGAUAAGAGGAGGCGGCGACUGUGUUUUUCUGAUUGAUGAGGAUUGGUUCGGCAGCUCGCGUUGCAGAACAUGGAGACACUGGAUCUGCAGCAAACCUGAUACCCAUACAAUGGGGAAGGGAUAUGCUGUGGAGUCAGAACCUUGAGACUCUUAGGAACUAGGCUUGGAAAAUCUGUAUUGGGGAGACACCUUCCACUACCUGUAGAUGAAGGAAGCUGGGUCUUCAUUCCUUACAGACUCUCCCCAGGGCUUAGUUUUUAUUCACCCAUUGGAAGGAGUGGGGUGGAGCAGAAAAGCUUUUCCAACUCUUAACUUUGAACGAACCAUUCACUGAACUGAACUUGUUGAAUAAAUUGAAAAGAAGAAAAUAUUCUCUCUACACCUGCAGAAGAGGCUGCUGUUCUUCAAAAACUGGUUUAGCGCUUCAGUAAACUCUAGUCAGAUCCUCAGUGGUUCAGGAGCCAAAUUAGGUAUCCGUGUGACCCAAAAGAACCACACUCGUGUGACUCCAUUGUUUCAUUUCCUAUUAUAUAUAUGAUAUAUACACCGCCAUGUGUUCUCACAGCAACUGACCAACUAUUCUUUUAUUUUAUUGACUGUCCAGAUAUUAUUUUAUCAACUACAAUUGGUUAAUAACCAUAGUAAAAUCAUACUGAUUGGUUAAUAACUUAGCUUAGUUAAUAUUUAAAUCACAGUAUUUUAAUAUCCAGGGCUUCAGGAGACACAUUAGAGAGCAACAGUGCUCUAGGAUGGUGAUACAGGAAAGGCUGAAGGCAAGGGCGUGGCAGAGGGAUUAACCGGCUGAUGUCUCCAUGCUGGAGCCAGAGGGAGCUGAGGGCCAGGGGAACAGUGGCAGGGCUGAUCUGCUAGAGAUGAAAGGUAACAGAACAGGGUGAGUGCUGGAUAUUUCUCGGGUGAGGAUGAACUCCCCGGGGGAGAGGCUGCUGGGAAGACUGGGUUUGCACUCCAGCUGGGGUGGCUGACACGGCAGAAGGACAGAAGCGGAUCAGAGAAGAGCCCUGGGGUGGUGAAAGACAUUGAUGGACCAAAUGUCAUGGGAUUUUAAGGACUAUAUGCAUGGGGGGUAAUAAAUGGACUAUGUUUUUGAA
Gopherus flavomarginatus (Mexican gopher tortoise) is the source of this 1579-nucleotide messenger RNA. Its product is annotated as C-type lectin domain family 2 member D-like. The record is from RefSeq and is a predicted model, not a curated record. Lineage: Eukaryota; Metazoa; Chordata; Testudines; Testudinidae. The transcript has 5 exons. The coding region runs from base 1 to 615 and encodes 204 amino acids.